Messenger RNA from Heterobasidion irregulare TC 32-1, 3115 nucleotides. RefSeq lists its product as uncharacterized. Gene Ontology annotation, biological process: establishment of spindle localization; nuclear migration along microtubule; mitotic spindle orientation checkpoint signaling. NCBI's taxonomy places the organism in Eukaryota, Fungi, Basidiomycota, Agaricomycetes, Russulales, Bondarzewiaceae. Bases 143 to 2818 code for a protein of 891 amino acids. The transcript has 8 exons. Gene Ontology annotation, cellular component: cell cortex; spindle pole body; mating projection tip. Gene Ontology annotation, molecular function: microtubule binding. The record is from RefSeq and is a predicted model, not a curated record.
GUUCUGUCCUUUAUACCCCGUUCAUCAGCAGGCAACUCACUCAUCCUCCACGCGACGGAUCCUCUCAUUCAGCACCCGUCCCAUCCACCUUUCCAACCGCCCGCUCCAACCACUCUUAUCAGCCUCUCUUCCAUCCUUAAUCAUGUCUCUGCUCAGCCUUUCCACCUCUCGUACCUCUAGUCUACAUUCUGCCUCCCAACAUAGUCUCCGUAGUACCAUUCUCAAUGCCGACCUUCCGCCUUCCCCGCUUUCCGCAGGCUCGUUUUCUUCCGACAGCUCUUCCUCCGCCUCGUCCUCGAACGUUUCGGUAGAUCGGAAUGACAAAGAAGACAUCACAAUCACUGCUAAGUUCUCUGCACUCUCCGUCAGAAAUGGGGGCCACAGGAGCCACGAGGACCUCCAACUGUUGGCUAUCUCCACACACAUCACAGAACUUUCCUAUAGCAUAUCGGAUAUCCAGACGCGCAUUUUCGAAAUACAGGAGCUCCGGCAUAAAUCCCAGUCCUCCGGCGAGCUCGCGAACGCCACGAGCGUAAUCGAUCAGUCCCUCAUGACUCUCGACGCACGUCUCGAGUCUGUUGCCAAGGGCGUCAAGUCCGUCAACGACUCUCUCGAACCAUACUUACAAGACGCCAAGAACGCCACCCUCAAGGCGCGCGGCGGCGAUUCGAGCGAGAGCGCGGCGCUCCUGCGCAAACAUACUGCGUUCAUCGCAGAAUGGGAGAGCGUACAGGAAGAGAGCGACGUUCUUCGGGAGGAGCUCAAGGAGGACAAGUGGCUGACCGUAUUUCGGACGGUGACGGAUCAGGCGGACGGGAUGAUGACGAGCCUGGAGAAAGCCGUGAAUCGAUGUCAGGAGUUCAUUUGGCAGGUUCAUAAAUAUGGCCCAGACGAGUCGCUGUUGCAGUCGUCGUCCAUGCAGUCCUCUGGAUCCGUGCGCUCUGAGAAGUCUCCGCUGAGUUAUGACGUAUAUCAGUCCCUCUUGGGCUCGUUCGAAGCUAAAAAGAAACAUUACAUGCCCGCCACCACGAAGGUGCUUUCGAUCAUAGACAAGGGCGUGCAGGACCGCGUGACGAAGAACGGUGAGUGUCUGCGGCGCCACGCCGAGUCCACUCAGCGAUGGAAGAAUCUGCGCGAGCGCAUCUCUCGGACCGACACGGAGAUGGAGAACGUGCGCAAGAUCCUGGUCGGCGAGGAGAUGGCGCUGAGCGAGAGUGGUUCUACUACCUCCGGUCCAACCUCCAAGUCUCGCACCCGCAACGGGUUCCUCACGCCCCCCAGUGGCUCGGGAUCAGGUGGGAAAAAGAACAGGACGCUGAGCACGGCCAGCACGCUCUCGCGUUCAAUCUCUCCUCUGCGUAAAUUUGCCCGGAAAUUCACCAGUAGUUCCAAAACCACCGCGCCCCCUGUCACUCCCGUUCCCCACAAGGUCCCAUCCCGCGCCCCCUCUUCCGAACCCGUCGCCACGCUUCGCCAUCGUCAGUCCCUAUUCGCCAUGCGUGGCAGUCAGCCCCCAACGCCCGUCACGCCCGAACGUCCGCGCCACAAGUACGCACAGUCUAUGACCCCGGACACGUCACCCGCGCCGAACCGCGCCGAUUUGAACUCUACUGUCAAAGGGAGAGGUCUCGGUAAGCAGCCGUGGAACAGUUCCACACGCAUCGAGCCAGAGGAGCGUCCACCUAGAUCAAGUCGUCCUUCCACAGCGAGUAUCUACGGACGACCAGACCUUCCUCCACUCUCAAGCAAUUCCUCGCCUUACCAGCGUAGCGCAUCGCGGAGUUCUAUGGCAUCGUCACGCCCGUGGUCCCCUGUGACAUCUUCCAUUUCAACGGCGCCUUCUUCGAGCACCCAUCUGCCUUUCCAUCGCCCGCCCUCUAGGACACACCAAUCCGGCUCGGCAUCUGCCUUCGUAAGACCCCCGUCGCGGUCUCAUACCCCCACUUUUGCACUGUCCACCAACACAAGCGCCACACCUCGCUCACGUCCAAAGACACCGUCUCACAUCCCAGCCCCUUCCAGCGCCAAGGGAGGGCAUUGGCGCUCUCAGUCUGAAGCAGGCUGGCGCGAUGAGGACGACGAGAAUCCCACGACCAUCAUGCAGCGCGCUUUUUCGCCCACAUUCUCCACAUCCGGCGGCAUCUCGCCUCUCCCCGCCCGCUCCGAAACCCCUGGCGGUACGCGUCUCCCCGGGCCCCGUCCCCCGAGCCGCUCCAUGAUCCCUGCUCCGAUAUUCCAAUUCUCCUCGCCCUCCCGCCCCGCCUCCGCGAUGUCGGACUAUCCAUCCGAGGCCCCGACCGUGGAGUCCAACUCGUCCUCCUUCAGGUCAGCAGCGACUCGCGCGCAGACGCCAGAAGCGAUGCUGCGCGCGCGGUCAGGCUAUAACAUCAAGACCAUUCGCCCGCACUCAAAGCUGCCGCCAUCGAGCUUCCGCGAUGGGUCCUCCACGCGCUCACCUUCGCGCGCGGGGUCGCGCGCGGGAGCGGCAACGCCGUCGAUGGAAGGUAACCCCAACCACUACACGCCCGCGAGCGCGAAGGACCCGCUCGAUGCGGAGGUCGCGCGCAUCGUCAACUCGGUCGCGCAUGGGCUGCUGAUCGAGCGCGUCGACCCGCCACUCAGGGCGGUCCCGAAGGAGGGCGAGGAGAUCCGCGCGCAGUACGCGUUCUCGACAGCGCUGGCCCGUAAGAUCGUCACGUGCCGGCUGACGACGAUGACGCGCAAGGGGGAGGUGGCGAAGAAGAAGGUCAUGGUCCGGGUCGGCGGAGGCUGGAGGGACUUGCAGAUGUACAUGCUGGAUCGGCAGGCCGGUCUGUAAGCCUGUCUCGCGCUCGAGACAAAUCUUGUGCCGCCAGUGUGGAUGUUAUUGUAAGUUACGACGGAAGGAUGGACGGACGGAUGUCUGGACAGGGUCGUGUUUUUUUUUGCGUUGGAUAACAUGCGCCGGUUCGUUGGCUUGUCCAGUCGUUCGCUUUUUCGCAUGAGCUAGACACACCCGGCUGUGUUCACGACCCCUUCAUGAUUCAGUCUAUGCAGCACGGUUCCGUAUGCAGUUUUAUCGUUAUUUGCCGGUCGACGAGCUCCCCCGAUAUGAUCAGUUUUGCUUUCGGACCUC